Molecule: messenger RNA, 1865 nt
Organism: Linum trigynum
Lineage: Eukaryota; Viridiplantae; Streptophyta; Magnoliopsida; Malpighiales; Linaceae
Source: the annotation of a GenBank genome assembly
UAUUUAGGGCAAUGUGCAUGGGUAUUUUGUUUGAUGGUGUGUAUGAUUUUUUUAAUCCACACGCUCACACGCUAGCAUUGCGUUUGCGUAGUCGAGGGAAUAAUUAAAUCUUCAAUUACCUUACCUUACCUUACCCACUUACUUCAUAAGAAAACGAAAAAAAAAAGUGAAAAAGGCAGCAGCAGCAGCAGAGGAGACUGGAGAGGAGAGGCGGGCAUUGCCAUGGGAGGGAGGGACCCUCUUUCUUCCCUUCCCUUCCCUUCCCUUCCCUCUUGUCAAUGUUGAAUAAGUAGCCAUCUUCUCUUCUCUUCUCUUCUCUUCUCUUGACCCCCUCUCUCUAUCUCUAUCUCUAUCUCCUUGUGUCGCUCUCCUUCCUUCCUUCCUUCCUUGUCCAAUUAUUUUCCUCUCCAAAACUUUAUAUCAUCAAAUAGCAACAGCAACAGCAGCCAGAAGAAGUUGGAGUGUUGUAUGCUCUUUUCCUGGGAACACAAUCUCUGAGUCUGAAUCUAAUCUCUUCCCCUUCUCUCUCUGUCUCUCUCAGUCGAGCAUAUUUGGUGCAGUAGUAGUACCUUUCAUUACUGUUUACUUACUUACUUCCCCCAAAGUCUCCAAUUAAACUGCAGUCUUCCAUCCACCUCCCCAGAUCUCCCUCUCUCUCUCUCUCACAGCUCGUCUGGUCUCUUCAUCACUGAUCAGGUAGUACACCCACUUCCCUCACAAAUCCCAUCAUCCAUCUUCCUUUCUUUUUAAUUUUUUUUUCUUUACCCCAUUUUACCAUGCAAGAAAUUCCCACUUUUGCUUCUCCCUGCAGCUUCCAUCUUUAAAUCGAAAGGCCUCUCUUUGCUAUCUAUCUAUCCAUCCCUGCUGCUGCUGCUGUCCUUCUUCUACCCUUAAAAAAGAAACCAAGCAGUGACCAGAAGAAGCAACAAAAAUAGCACUGUCCCUCUUCCCACCACAACAAAAAGCCCUAACCUAGCUACCUAAGCACAACAACCCAAUUCAAUUUUUACCCAUGGAUAUGCACGCCGGCAGCCAGCUGGUGAUGAUGACCGCACCGCCUCCUUCCAGCAGCGGAGGCGGCACCGCGGCUGCGACGAGCAGCCGGUACGAGAACCAGAAGAGGAGGGACUGGAACACGUUCUGCCAGUACCUCCGGAACCACAGGCCGCCGCUGAGCCUGCCGAUGUGCAGCGGGGCCCACGUGCUGGAGUUCCUGCGGUACCUGGACCAGUUCGGGAAGACCAAAGUCCACUCCCAGAGCUGCCCUUUCUACGGCCUCCCCAACCCUCCGGCACCCUGCCCUUGCCCUCUCCGCCAGGCCUGGGGCUCCCUCGACGCCCUCAUCGGCCGACUCCGGGCCGCCUACGAGGAGCACGGAGGCAGGCCCGAGUCCAACCCAUUCGGAACUCGGGCCGUCAGGAUCUUCCUCAGGGAGGUCCGGGACUUCCAGGCCAAGGCCAGAGGGGUAAGCUACGAGAAGAAGCGCAAGAGGGCCAAAUCCGCCAAGCUCCAAAUCCCUGACGCUUCCGCCACCAGCUCACCGCUGCCACCACCACCGUCGUCUGCUUGACGAAAACUACAAACAAUAUCCCAGUAUCUGAGCCUCUCCCUCUCCCAGCAGAAGAAGAAGAAGAAGAAGGUAAUAAAUAAGGGUAACUAGUCUACUACUACUUUUGGAUGGAAUGGAAUGGAUCAGCAGCUUUUGGGAUGGCCGGGUAUAUUAUUAUUAUUAUAUAUAUAAGGGUAAAAUUAAUUAUGUUGUUGAAGUUGAAGAUGGGUGUGUUAUAUUUUGGAUUAAUUCCAGUACUACUGCUGCCAGAAGGGUUGUUCUAUUCUAUAUAUAGAAAUAUAUAUGUGAUUGUGAA